AUGGCGACGACGCGGACGCCGCGCGUAUCGGAAGGGAGCAUCCCGUCGUGCCGCUUCUGCUUCGAUGGGGGCUCGGACGACGAGCCUCUCGUGACGCCGUGUCGAUGCACGGGAACGAGCGCGCACGUGCACGCGCGAUGUUUGCUGAAGUGGCAAACGUGGCGGAUCCUGACGACCGCGUCGAGCGGGGGAGGGACGGAAGAGCGCGCGAAAUCGCUCUCGUGCUCGGUGUGCAAGGCGACGUACGCGACGGCCCCGCCGUCGAUGUCCGAGCUCUUAACGCACGUGCGCGGCGAAGGCGGCGCGUCGCUCGCGGCGCUGCUCGUCCCCGGCACGCUCCUCGUUCGAAACGUUUCGCAGUUUGACGAAUCAUCGCUCGCGAACGCGCCCCAGUGGCUGCGGUGGGUGUUCAACCGAAAGCGCGCGCACUGGAACAAGGCGGUGUAUCUGAUCACGAAGGUUGUCCCGGGACGAGGCGUGGGCGGGACCGACGUCCUCGUCGGCGUGAACCUCACCGCGCGUCUCGAGAAGGCGACCAGGAAUUCGCGCGGAGACGACGACGACGACGAGGAGAAGCCCCUCGAGGCGGAAGGGCUGAGCACGUCGGACGAUGAUGAUGAGGAGGAGGACGACGACGAUGGGGAGAUCGAGGUAAACGAGGAGGAGAAGGAGGAGGAGGAGGAGGAGGAAAACGACGACGACGAAGCGCGAGGUCGACCGCGGCGGCGGCUCGCGGACGCCGCCGCCGCCGACGACGACGAAGACGCGACGACGUCCUCCGCGAGCGAUGGCCGAGACGGCGAGAUCGCGGACCCCGCGCUCGCCGCCGCGCUGAGCGAGACCGAAGAAGUCCACGCGUCCAUGAGCAACGACGCCGCCGCGCUGCUCGAGCUCGAGGACGACGACGAGACGUUCGGGGACUUGUCGCUGGAGAUGAUGCCGCACGUCCGGAGGUACGUCGGCGGCCCCGUGCGAAGGGAUAAGCGCGUCGUGCUGCUCGUGUCCUCCGCCGCGGAGAGCACGCUGUCCGCGCCGACGAUCGCGCUGCCGUUAGACGCGGACGUCGAGGGCGCGGGCGCGAGCGCGGAGCGCGCGUACGUGUACCACCAGCGCGGCUCGGACGCCGCGGAGUACGUCGAGGAGGUUCUCGCGGAGGCGGUCGGGGACGCGCUCAACGCCGCGGGGGACGACGACGACGACGACGCCGCGGGCGACGGCGGCGGCGGCGGCGACGACGACGACGACGAGAUCGUCGUGCCGAAAGUGCACGUGUUCAACGGCCACGCGCGAUGGAGCCGUUCGCAGCUCAUGAACGAGGUCGCGCGCGGGGACUGGGGUCUGUGCCCGGCGACGAGACGCGACCUCGGCGCCGGGUGGCGGGUCGCGGGGAACGCUUUUUGGUCGACGUUGUUCGACUCGGGGCGACCGAUUUUCGCGAAAGUCGGCGAGUGACGCGCCUCCGACGGACGCGCGUCGUACGUAGAUAUGAUAGCUUUAGGUACCGCAUUACACGCACGGU
Messenger RNA from Micromonas pusilla CCMP1545, 1519 nucleotides. RefSeq lists its product as uncharacterized. Gene Ontology annotation, biological process: protein ubiquitination. The transcript has a single exon. The coding region runs from base 1 to 1452 and encodes 483 amino acids. NCBI's taxonomy places the organism in Eukaryota, Viridiplantae, Chlorophyta, Mamiellophyceae, Mamiellales, Mamiellaceae. Gene Ontology annotation, molecular function: zinc ion binding; ubiquitin-protein transferase activity. The record is from RefSeq and is a predicted model, not a curated record.